AUGGCAUGCGCCCCGCGGUACGACACGCGCGUGGCCAGCUACAAGGCCCCGAGCUACGUUGACAGCACGUCGCUACGCUCUUCGGUACGAGCGAACGUCCCGCACUCUACGGAAACAAUGGCCACCGUACGCGAGGAAGUCGCUGCAAGCGACGUCGAGGAAGUCCCGUUCGCGCCAGAGCUCGACUUCUGGGAUCCAACGACGUCCCGCGAGCUAAAGGACGUCGGAACGCCGUCGGUCCAGUGCCUGCAAAAGGUCAGGCGCGACGUCUUAGACAUCUUCGCGCAACCCGUGCCCGGAGUCGUCAUCGCACCGGAUGAGAAGGACGUCACCCGGAUACACGGCCUCCUGCUGGGUCCACCGUGUACGCCUUACGAAGGCGGGUUCUUCCGGUUUGUCCUGAAGUGCCCACCGGACUUUCCGGUCCAGCCACCUCGCGUCAAACUUCUGACCACCGACGGCGGACGAGUCCGGUUCGCGCCAAACCUCAACGAAGACGGCAUGAUCUGCCUGUCUCUCCUGGGGACGUGGCCAGGACCCGCGUGGAACUCGUCCGUGCACAGCCUGAGGACGGUGCUCAUCGCCAUCCAGUCGCUCAUGACGGACGAGCCGUACCACAACGUGCCGGCUCUGGUCAGGGGCAGACCGGACGAGGCCGGCGCCUACAACGACUUCUUGGUCCACGAGACCCUCAGAGUGGCCGUGUGCGAUGAGGUCGAGGCAGCCUUGGACCUGCACUCGUCCUACUCGCCCGAGAUCAGGAAGGUCGUCCUCAGGACGUUCCCGGAGUUGUACGACACGCACGUCGAGACAGUCCGGCUCCAGAUGGGACGCACGGCUUGCGAAGGGAGCGACCCUUUCGGAGGCCGCACGACGAGGUACGAGUACGACAAGAUCCUGACGAGGCUGCGGUGCUUGUACGACCGUGUGUUGAAGCUCAGCGAGACUGGAUUCUCCGACCUAAAGGUCGAUUGA
Messenger RNA from Rhipicephalus sanguineus (brown dog tick), 975 nucleotides. RefSeq names its product ubiquitin-conjugating enzyme E2 Z. The transcript has a single exon. Gene Ontology annotation, biological process: negative regulation of apoptotic process. The record is from RefSeq and is a predicted model, not a curated record. Gene Ontology annotation, molecular function: cysteine-type endopeptidase inhibitor activity; ubiquitin conjugating enzyme activity. Bases 1 to 975 code for a protein of 324 amino acids. NCBI's taxonomy places the organism in Eukaryota, Metazoa, Arthropoda, Arachnida, Ixodida, Ixodidae. Gene Ontology annotation, cellular component: nucleus.